Aspergillus calidoustus is the source of this 1614-nucleotide messenger RNA. NCBI's taxonomy places the organism in Eukaryota, Fungi, Ascomycota, Eurotiomycetes, Eurotiales, Aspergillaceae. The record is from the annotation of a GenBank genome assembly.
AUGUCGUCUGUCAGCCCGGAUAUCGACCCCGCCUGGCCCCCAGGAACAGUCCGGCUCGAGGAUCUUUCCGAGUCGCAAGUGAUCCUCGAACCGAAACCUAGCAGAGAUCCGAAUGACCCUCUGAACUGGCCACAAUGGAGGAAACACUUGAACUUUGGCCUUGUGUCAUACUAUGUGGUAAUGGUCAUGGCAUUGAUCAAUGUCACGACGGUUACAUGGGGUCCCCUGAACUCCGAACUCGGCUUUAGCUUUGCACUGCUGAACGACAGCUACGCGGCCGGUUGCGGAGCACUCGCAAUCGGGGGGGUGAUGCUGAUUCCGUUCGCUUUGAAGUUCGGCCGACGCCCGGUCUACGUCCUGAGCACCGCGUUCCAGUGCGGGAUCAGCAUCUGGCAGGCACGUAUGCAGAACGUCGCGGAUCUGAUGCUGGUCAAUAUACUGAGCUGCAUAGUGGGAGCGCUCUCUGAGGUGAUGGUUCAAAUGACGGUCGCUGAUGUCUACUUUGUGCACGAGCGAGGGCUGAUGAAUACGGUCUAUUACUGGUUUAUGACUGUUGGUGUCUCCCUGGCGCCGCUGGCCGGGGGUUACAUUACGAGUGCCCAGGGCUGGCGCUGGGUGUGGUGGUGGAUGGCCAUUUUGUUGGGAGGAGGACUCUUGGCCUUUGUCUUUUUUUACGAGGAGACCAUGUUCAAUGGCCCGGUCAUUGAUGGUGUCCCGGUCACUACCGAGGCAGCUACGCGACAACACUCUUCGAAGGAAAGGCGCGGGGACCCCGUUCCGGAAGUUAUCGAUGCGGCGAAAAGGGACACACUCCCCUAUGAAGCUGUCGAGAUUGACGGCUCUAUCCCGACGAAAAGCUACCGCCAAAAGCUGGCACUAUGGACUACCUCUUCACUCCCUUUCAGUCGCGUCGUGAAACACACCUAUCAGCCAAUCCUAAUCAUGUUCAGCAUCCCCGCAGUCUUCUACAUGGCGCUUGAAUACGGUGUCAUGACCGCCUGUACCACAGUCCCAGUGACGACCCUUUCGUCCGUCAUGACGCUGCCGCCGUACAACUUCGGCUCCUCCCAGAUCGGACUCAUGGGGCUCGCACCGUUCACUGGCGGCUGCCUCUCGGCCAUCCUCGCCGGCCCACUCAGCGAUAGGGCCGUCCUGUAUCUGGCUAAGCGGAACCGCGGCAUCUUUGAGCCAGAGAUGCGCCUGUGGCUCUGCCUCGCGUUCGUCCCGUGUGUCCCCGCCGGACUCUUCAUGUUCGGCAUCGGCCUCGACGCGGGCUCCCACUGGCUUCUCCCCGCGUUUGCCCUGGGAUUGACGUCCUUUGGGGUUGUCCCAGCGAGUAGUGCCGCACUCACUUAUUUGACAGAUGCAUAUACAGAUAUAAUAGCAGAUUCGAUCGUCGCCGUGACAUUUACUCGAAACGUCAUUUCCACAAUUCUUGUCUUCGCGCUCCAGCCAUGGGUCGACCGCGUCGGCCUGAAGUGGUUUUACGUCACGUUCGGGCUCAUCACGCUCGUUGUGAUGAUGGGCAACCUGCUGUUUGUUUAUUUUGGGAAGAGCUUCCGGGUCAGGUCGGCGGGGAGAUACGGCCGUUUUGCUCGGCAGUUGGGUAUCUGA